GUUAUUGUCCAAGGGCCAUGCCAGCUCCAACAGCCUGUGGGUGUCAAGUUCCUCUUCUGUGGUCAGUCAUCUGUCUGACCUCAGCCUGGGCUUCCUGCUGGGGCUUCCUCUCAGUCCUGUGACACCAAGGCCCUGUGGCUCUGACCCCAAAGAUGCUGCCGCUGCUGCUGCUGUCCCUGCUGUGGGCAGGAUCCCAGGCUCAGUAUGGGAGAUUCCAGCUGCAAGUGGAAUCUGUGACAGUGCAGGAGGGCCUGUGCGUCCGAGUGCCCUGCAAUGUCUCCUACCCUGCACAUGGAUACACUGACUCCGACCCAGCUCACGGCUACUGGUUCCGACAAUGGGAAUAUCAGCACCAGCGUACGCUUGUGGCCACAAACAACCCAGAUCAUGAAGUGCAGGAGGCGACCCAGGGCCGAUUCCACCUCCUUGGAGACCCCCGGGUCUACGACUGCUCCCUGGACAUCAGAGACGCCAGGAGGAAGGACUCGGGGACAUACUUCUUUAGGAUAGAGAGAGGGUUUUAUGUGAAAUAUGAUUACAGAGAGAACCCACUCUCUAUGCGUGUGACAGCUCUGACACAGACACCUGAUGUCCACUUCCAGGGGACUCUAGAAUCUGGCCACCCCAAGAACAUUACCUGUGCAGUGCCAUGGGCCUGUGAGAGGGGGACGCCCCCCACCUUCUCCUGGAUCGGGGUCGCCCUCAACCCCUGGGGACCCAAGUCUCCCCACUCCUCAGUGCUCACCCUCACCCCGGGGCCCCAGGACCAUGGCACCAACCUCACCUGUCAAGUGACCUUCCCCGGAGCUGGCGUGAGCUCUGAGAGGACCAUCCAGCUCAAUGUGUCCUAUGCGCCCCAGAACCUGACCAUCAGCGUGUUCCGUAAAGAAGGCACAGGACCUGAAGCUCUGGGCAAUGGCUCAUCUCUUCCAGUCCAGGAGGGCCAGUCCCUGCGCCUGGUCUGUGUGGCCCACAGCAACCCUCCUGCCAGAAUGAGUUGGACCCGGGGGAGCCUGCCCCUGAGCCCCUCGCAGCCCUCAAACCCUGGGGUCCUGGAGCUGCCUCAGGUGGAGUUGAGAGACCAUGGGAAAUACGUCUGCCGAGCUCAGCACCUGUUGGGCUCCCUGGAAGCCUCCCUGAGCCUCUUUGUGACCAAGCCCCCACAGCUGUUCGGUCCCUCCUGCUCCUGGGAGGACAAGGGUCUGCACUGCAGCUGCUCUGCACAAGCCCAGCCAGCCCCCUCCCUGUACUGGCGGCUGAGGGAAGAACUGGUGGAGGGGAACCACAGCAACACCUCCCUCACGGUCACCUCCAGCUCCACGGGCCCUUGGGCCAACAGCUCCCUGAUCCUCAGCGGGGGACUCUGCUCCAGCCUCAAGCUCAGCUGUGAGGCCAGAAAUGCCCAUGGGAACCAGAGCACCACUGUCCUGCUGCUACCAGGGAGACCAGGACCCAGGACAGGGGCCAUUGUGGGGGCCAUCGGGGGAGCUGGUGUCACAGCCCUGCUCGCUCUCUGCUUCUGCCUCAUCUUCUUCGUGUGAGUGGUGGCCCUGGUGUGGGUACAGGCCUCCAGAGGUGGUGGUAUGGGAGGGUGGAGGGAUUCAAUGAACCUC
Molecule: messenger RNA, 1613 nt
Organism: Ceratotherium simum simum (southern white rhinoceros)
Lineage: Eukaryota; Metazoa; Chordata; Mammalia; Perissodactyla; Rhinocerotidae
Source: RefSeq, a predicted model, not a curated record